AUGUUAUGAUUAUUUUUAAUAUAUUAUGAUCAUUUUUCAGAACGAACCUCCCAACUAAACAACUGCACUAUUAAUCUAUAUUAAAUCCUCUGAAAUAUAGGGAUCUUAACAGCUACACUAUUAAUCUAUUCCUAUAUUUCUGAGGGCUUUGCAAACAGUCGAAGAACUCUUUAAUAGCUUAGCUUGUAGAGAAUUUUUCAAGCUACUCAAUCAUGUAUUUCAUAAUUCAAAUCAUAUACAAAUACGCGGAAAAAGUUCUCGUUACCUAUUACAUAGGUCAUCUUUAAUGGAUGACCCCUGAGUAUCGGACUAUGCGGACAAAAGAGACUAAAAUGACCAAAACGUGAUCAAAACUUUAUGAAAAUACUUUUCUGCUACUUCUGGAACCAUGUCAGAUCCAAAAACAGAAUGGACCGAUUCACUGGCUUACAUGGGACCUUCCUUUCUCAAGUAGUAAAUGUGUUUUGAUUAUAUCAUUUUUCUGUUUUAAGGCCGUGCUGCAGUUCAUGACACAUGUGCACAUUUUAAUACAACAGCAUUUCAGUCGAUGAGAGGAUAUUUUCAAGUAAAAUUAUUAGAAGAAAUGAAGGAAUCUUUCACGCCAUUUCAUGCAAUACUAAGAGAUUUACAGGUCAAUAAUGUACGACGACCUAAUGAUUUUGAAGCAGCUGUAAAAGAUAAAGAAGCAGCGAAAGAAAAUAUCAAGAUUGCUGAAAAUGAACGCCCAAAAUUGUUGACACAAGCGCGUACUGAAUAUGAAAAAGCUGAAAAGCAAGCACAGAUUAUCCAAGAACGUGCGCUAACCGAUAGCAAUAUAAUAAAACGACAAGCUGAAGCAGAAGCACAAGCUGUACGUACCCGUUAUCGUACUGAAACAGAUACUUACUUUGAAUUAAAAGACAAAAUGAAAUUAAGUGUUGCUUCAUUGCUCAAUUACAUGGCCAUACGUGUCAUUGGUACAUCGAAAAAUGAUGUCUAUAUUAAUCUUAAAUCUCCAGCACAACUAAAAUAUGAUUUAUAA
Didymodactylos carnosus is the source of this 1021-nucleotide messenger RNA. The record is from the annotation of a GenBank genome assembly. Lineage: Eukaryota; Metazoa; Rotifera; Eurotatoria; Philodinida; Philodinidae.